UGAUAUAUAUCACUCUUAAGUUUACCACUGGCUUCUUGACAGUUGAUAUAAAAUACAUUCUUAGGCUGAUGAUCUUCACGUUUUUGGGUAAAACUGCAAUCGAGAUUAUUCUUGUUUAGUGAUCAUUAUUGAAAAACAAACAAACCUAAACACAAACCAACCAGACUGUUGUUACUUGAUUUAUUAAACAAGUGCUAGGUUCUUUCUUUAGCUUCUGGGAAGCUUAGCCCUAAUUUUGUGCUCAGAUGCAGUUAUUUUCCUUAGUUUAUGUGUUUGAUAAGAAUAUUCUCCUAUAUAUGUCCCAAGCGAGAAUACUUCAUAAAAUACUCAUACUGCCACACAGAGAGCUGGUCCCACAGGCAAAAUUCUAUUCAGCUUAAGGAAGCUAUGUCAAAAUAGAAAAAUAGCUUGAGAUGGAAGUAUCCAAAGGGCAGUGCUUGGAACAUUUCUAUGUCACCAGAUCAGACUAAUUCAAAUAAGCUUUGCCCAUUGCCCCUUAUCCUUCCCAUUUGCUAUCUUUUCGUUGCUCACCUUAACAAUAACCCACCACCACAUAUUCAUACAUACCUCUGUCCACCACACUGGCUUUUAGAGAAAGGAGCCUGUGUUGAAACUCUCAAGUUUUGUAGAAUGCUGUAAACAGUUGUCGAAGUUGUUUCCCAAGAAUCAAAGAGUUGCAACUUCUCCCUCCUAACAAACUUUUACAGUUUCAUUCAAUGCCUAACGUUGCAGAAACAGAAAGGGCAAAUGGUUGUGGAGAUGUUGAGCACAAAUCAGAGAGAAAUUGUCUUGAAGAGAAUUUGCAAUGUGCUGUAAAAUCUUUCUGCACAAGUACCUCAGGAGCAUCCUUGGGUCCUAAAGGAGAUGGUCAUUAUCCAUGGAGUUGUCCAGUGACUCACACUCGAGAAAAAAUUUAUGCUAUCUGUUCAGACUAUGCCUUUCUCAACCAGGCAACCUCCUUCUAUAAAACUCCAAAUCCAACACGCUCUUCUUGCCUCCCCAAUAGUACCUCUUUGUCUGCUGGAAAUAAUUCAAGAUACAUUGGUAUCCCUUCUAGUACAUCGGAAAUAAUCUAUAAUGAAGAAAAUAGCUUGGAAAACUUAUCCAAUAGCUUGGGGAAGCUACCUCUUGCAUGGGAAAUUGACAAAUCUGAAUUUGAUGGGGUGACCACAAAUUCAGAAUCAGGCAAUGUAAAGAAACAAAUUUCCAAGAAAAAAACUUCAGAUAAGAAAGGAAGACAUCAAAGGGAGUGUCCUCAGCAUUUUCCUCUUGAAGAUAUUAAGCAACGCAAAGUAUUAGACCUCCGACGAUGGUACUGCAUAAGCCGACCACAAUAUAAGACAUCUUGUGGUAUCUCCUCAUUAAUUUCUUGUUGGAAUUUUUUAUAUAGCACAAUGGGAGCUGGAAAUCUUCCACCUAUUACCCAAGAAGAAGCUUUACAUAUUUUGGGCUUUCAACCCCCAUUUGAAGAUAUUAGGUUUGGCCCUUUCACUGGAAAUACAACACUUAUGAGAUGGUUUAGACAAAUUAAUGACUACUUCCAUGUAAAAGGAUGUUCUUAUGUUCUAUAUAAGCCUCAUGGGAAGAAUAAAACAGCUGGAGAAACUGCUGCAGGGGCCUUGUCAAAGUUAACUCACGGACUGAAAGAUGAAUCACUGGCUUACAUCUAUCAUUGCCAAAAUCAUUAUUUUUGUCCAAUUGGCUUUGAAGCAACCCCUGUUAAAGCUAAUAAAGCAUUCAGCAGGGGUCCACUCUCACUACAGGAAGUAGAAUAUUGGAUCUUAAUUGGAGAAUCAAGUAGAAAACAUCCUGCCAUUCACUGUAAAAAAUGGGCAGAUAUUGUUACUGAUCUAAACACUCAAAAUCCAGAAUAUCUAGAUAUCCGGCACUUAGAGAGAGGGCUGCAGUAUCGAAAAACAAAGAAGGUUGGAGGAAAUUUGCAUUGCAUCAUAGCAUUCCAGAGACUUACUUGGCAUAGAUUUGGCCUUUGGAACUUUCCAUUUGGAACCAUUAGACAAGAGUCACAACCUCCAACACACGCCCCAGGAAUUGCCAAAUCUGAGAGUGAAGAUAAUAUCUCCAAGAAGCAGCAUGGGCGUCUGGGCCGGUCUUUCAGUGCUAGUUUCCAUCAGGACUCUGCAUGGAAAAAGAUGUCUAGUAUCCAUGAGAGAAGGAAUAGUGGCUACCAGGGUUACAGUGAUUAUGAUGGGAAUGAUUGACUGUGCUGGGUACUGAUUGAAUUAAGACAGUAGAUUUUAUUGUUUCCAUUAAGUGUGAAUAGAUUUUGUGGUACAAAACAUAAUCUUGUAAUUCUCCAGUAAAUAAGCUUGUGUAUGAUUACGAUGGGUGAUCUCAGAUAUAUGAGCAGAUUAAGCACAGAUUUUUUUUUAAAGUUUACUUUAAGCAAUCUGAACAGAAAGUUACACAAAAUCCAAGUAAAUUACAACUCCUGUCCACACGAGUCAAACAAAUUCACUUAAUAGUAUCAAGACAUGAAAUACUUAAGCAUGACAUGAUUUCUAUGACUUCAUCCCCAAACAUUUGUUGUAGCUUUACUCAAGAUGUAAGGCACCAUUGGCCUUCUAAAAAAAAAAAAAAAAAAAAAAAAUGGGCUGUCAAUUUCUAGUUUUUCUCUCUCAUUUAGAAUUAUUCAGUGAGUUCAGUCAUUCUUUUACUUGUCUGCCUCAUUUGAUUUCCUAGUUAACUUUCUCAGGAUUCUCAAUAAAGAGGCAAAAGAGAAAAGACUCAAAGAACUCAUCUUUUCUAUUGGUGCAAAUGGUUGACUUAGUCCAUUGAUUCAGGAUAUUCUUGACAUUUUUGACUUGGUACGUUACCAUCAAAUAUUGACAACAUCCUUGAGUCUUGAAUGACUUGCGUAAAUCUAGAAUAAGCCUUUUUUUAGGGCUAGAGUAAAAGUGCAAGUGGCAUCUGAAGUUUCUGUACCUAAGGUAAUCUGAAAUGAGAUCUUGAGAUUUGAUUGGCCAUUCAAUAUGGAAUCGUAUAUUGAUAAGAGCAUUAAAGAUGCACUAGAAAUGCCCAAGUCACUCGGAGGGCAACUAUCCAUAUUCCAUUUCCAACUCUGAGCUAUUUCCUUUUUUUAAAAAACUUAUAGACAAUUGGCUGUUUGAAGUGUUAAAUACUUCAGAAAGUAUGGAUUUCAUAUAUUUGAAUUCCUCUCUAGCUGCUGUAAAUUUUUCUGCUGCUGCUAACCUGUGACUUACAAAAGACUAUGGUCUCUUAUUCUCUCAUUUCAGGGUUUUUUUUUUUCAGGACACAAAUCAGUAACUUGGUUGUUACAAGGUGCUGGAUAUGUUGGUAACCAUAUUGCAAUACAACUCAAAGAGAGGAUUCCGAUUUUUAUUUUUAAAAUAUUUUCAAUUUUUUCUCUUUUGAAUUUUUAAUCCAUUAUCCACUCAUACAUGCCUAGCUUACAGAAGGGGAUAUGUAUUAUGAAAUGGUCAUUUUUUGAAGAGAGUAUUUUGCUUAAAAUGAAAAGGAUUGAAAAAGAUUUGUUAGUGGUUUUUGUUACUUCAUACUGGGGCUUUUAAAAAGUUUUCAUUAAAUAAAGGUUUGUUUUCUACUUUU
Choloepus didactylus (southern two-toed sloth) is the source of this 3585-nucleotide messenger RNA. RefSeq names its product basic, immunoglobulin-like variable motif containing (gene BIVM). Lineage: Eukaryota; Metazoa; Chordata; Mammalia; Pilosa; Megalonychidae. Bases 717 to 2219 code for a protein of 500 amino acids. Gene Ontology annotation, molecular function: single-stranded DNA binding; DNA endonuclease activity. The record is from RefSeq and is a predicted model, not a curated record. Gene Ontology annotation, biological process: nucleotide-excision repair. Gene Ontology annotation, cellular component: nucleus. The transcript has 10 exons.